This is a messenger RNA of Drosophila serrata, 784 nucleotides long. Its product is annotated as myophilin. NCBI's taxonomy places the organism in Eukaryota, Metazoa, Arthropoda, Insecta, Diptera, Drosophilidae. Gene Ontology annotation, biological process: actin filament organization; actomyosin structure organization. The record is from RefSeq and is a predicted model, not a curated record. Gene Ontology annotation, molecular function: actin filament binding. Gene Ontology annotation, cellular component: actin cytoskeleton.
AUUUGUGUUUCAAACGCGCCACACACUAAUUUGCAUUUCAAAUUCAAAUAAAAUAAAUAACAAUGGCUCCCCGCAACAAGGAACAGGAACAGGAAGUCCUCAACUGGGUGUUCGCUGUGCUGGGCGAGAAGGUUCCCAGUGGGCAGUAUGAGGAUAUCCUUAAGGACGGCAUCUGGCUGUGCAAGUUGGCCAACAAGCUGGCCCCCGGCUCCGUCAAGAAGAUCCAGGAGCGUGGCACCAACUUCCAGUUGAUGGAGAACAUUCAGCGUUUCCAGGCCGCCGUGAAGAAGUACGGUGUCCCCGAAGAGGAGAUCUUCCAGACUGCUGAUCUCUUCGAGCGUCGUAACAUCCCCCAGGUCACUCUAUCCCUCUACGCCCUGGGACGCAUCACGCAAAAGCACCCCGAGUUCACCGGCCCCGCCCUGGGUCCCAAGAUGUCCGACAAGAACGAGCGCACCUUCACCGAGGAGCAGCUGCGCGCCCACGAGGGUGAGCUCAACCUGCAGAUGGGCUUCAACAAGGGCGCCUCCCAGUCCGGACACGGUGGCUUCGGCAACGCCCGCCACAUGUAAAGUGACCUUACCACUCCCCCCAACCCACAAAGCCAAAAACAAACACAAACACAACACAACAAACACCCCACACAACAAAACACCGAAUUCUAAUUAGUUCAAAAAAAUGGUUUUUGUAUCUCGUGCGUUGUGCCGCAUGAUUUAAGCAGUGCCAAGCUCUAAAUGUAAUUUAUAUAAUAUGAAACAAAUAAAUUAAUUAAUUUUAAUAUAAA